Molecule: messenger RNA, 5906 nt
Organism: Nilaparvata lugens (brown planthopper)
Lineage: Eukaryota; Metazoa; Arthropoda; Insecta; Hemiptera; Delphacidae
Product: nipped-B-like protein A
Exons: 4
Coding region: 180-944 (254 amino acids)
Biological process (GO): establishment of mitotic sister chromatid cohesion; establishment of protein localization to chromatin; regulation of gene expression
Cellular component (GO): Scc2-Scc4 cohesin loading complex
Molecular function (GO): chromatin binding
Source: RefSeq, a predicted model, not a curated record
CUCCUAUAGAUUUUAUAAGUGUCCUAAAAACCGGGCCUAAAAGUAUCAACUUGAUCUUGGAAAUGUAUUUAUUUAUCUACAAUAAUUAUACAACAUUGAGAAUGAAAGAACAAGCUUGAGACUAAAACUGUUGACAGGCUCUGAUACCGACGGUUCCUCAACAAGUGCAAAUCGAUCCGAUGAGUGGGCAGCCGAUCCCUCAGGCUCAGUUGGAUGAAGAGGAGGAUGAGGAUGAGGAGGCGCUUCUGGCGAGAAUGCCUCAGGACACCCACAACCUCCAAGAAUGCCUGACAGCCUCUCAAGGUUGCCUCUUGCUCUUGGUUUUGAAGCAACACUUGAAAACAACAUACGGCUUCAACGAUAGUAAAAUCACGCAGUACUCUCCUGCUGAAUCGAGCAAAACCUAUGAGAAAGCUGUGAAUCGUAAAAGUAACGCCAGGUUCAACCCUAAAGUCACCGUGCAGAAGAUUCAACAUGGUUCACCUCCCAAUAUGUUAGAUGAGAACGCGAGGAGAGCGCUAAUCUCCGAAUACUUAGAGUUCAAGCACCUGAUGAUGAAUCUGGAUCCUGACGAGCCAGACGAUGAAGACGAUAACCACGUGACGCCACAGAAGGCAUCACAACGGGAACACAGACACGCGGCCUCGGACGACGCGCUUAGUCGGGUCGCUGACCAAACGCCCAUCAAAGCCAACAGUCAUAUGCCAUCGCAUAUGCAAACCGACAACCCUCAUCACCAACUUGAGCCGCAAACUCUGAGGGUGCCGAAACUGACUAUUGUGCCUCCAAAGCCUCCUCCCGAGAAACAGCAUCAUCACCAUCGUUCACAUAAAACCCGUAAGACUGAUCGACACAAGAAACACCACCACAAGAGGAAGAAGUCGAAACUGCGAAGCUCGGACGAAAGUGAGCAUGAGUACAGUGAUCCCGAUUUCUUAGUAUAAACAAACAUUCCUGGCAACAUGUGAUAUGUUCUGUCUGGAUGUGUUCUAGACAAGUGCAAUUAAACUUGAGUGCACUGAGUUGGGACAGCCGCUCUCACUUGUAAAUUAAUAGAUACUAUUGAACGAUUUUUAUCGCGGAGAUGCGUCUCCAGUUUUGUACAAAAUGUUAAUUGUUCAGUUAUUUUUCGUGUCUUAAUUUUGUAUCGAAUUUUUUAGUGAAUGACACACAUUACUUCUGGGAAUGGUUUAAUCUCUUCGUUAUGGUUAAUCCUCGUCAUUAAUGGUUUUAUUAUGUAUAAUAUAAAGUAAAAAAACGAUCAAAUGGCCAAAGUGAGCCACAAAAUAUUCCACCGCUCCGACUUAAUGGAUUCGUUUCAGUUCUGGUCAAUUGUUUUUAUGAUUAAUCGAUUAUUUUUUUCUUAUAGGACUUGAACUUCAACAUGAGUAAUUGUUGUUAUUACACGCUGUCAGUCCAAUCCUAACGCAUUUCAAUAUUACCUAUCUGUCACGCAAUAGAUUUCUGGAGAAAAUUUCUCCAGAGUAUUUAAUACUCUGUCAUUUUAUAGUUUAAAUAACUAUGGCUUUUUAAUUCAUAGUAAAACAGUUUUCAUAACCAAAUCAAUAUUUUAUAAAUUAGUCAAAUUUAUUGUUUCACAUUGAAACUUGUCUAAAUCUCGAUGAAUUCCUUAAUUUUUCUAUUGACAAUGAACAAUCAUAAUAAUUGUGUUAAUAAAUAUGUGAGUAGAUAGUAAGCAUUAGGUUGUUUAUCAUGUAUGUGGUUUACAUGGUCAUUUAGCAUUUUUGUUUAUAGUACCACUACGAAAUUGAUCUUAAAUAAGGUAUGUGUAUUGGAAUAAUUGGACGCUAUUUUGCAUCUAAUAUUGGAAAACACCAACAAACAAUAAGUUAUUUGUGUCAAAUUAUUCAUGUGUUUUGUGAUUCGCGCUACAAAUGUUUGUUUAUUAUUCAAGAUUACUCAUGCAAUUUCAUUAUAACUAAUGUAUCAUUUUCACAAAGGCAGAUCAAGACUCUCAUCAGAUCUUAUUGUCAUAAAAUCAUGAUUAAUUCAUCAUAAUUCAUAUCAUUUUUAAUGUAUUCAUAAUCAUUUGAAAUAAUUUAUCGUGUUCUAAGAUCCAUUUGAAUUCUUGAUGAUCUACGUCAAAAGAACCGGAAGUCUCGAGAAUUGAAAAUUCUUGAUUUCAGAUUUCUUAAUGGAUGUGUACUGGUCUAGAUGUUUUGUUAUUUGAGUUAUCAUCAUAAUUCACUAAUUAUUGAAACAUUGACUACUAUGGCUGUGAUGAGUAAAAAUUCAUAGUACACCAUCUUCUUCCCCAUGCCUUUCAAUUCCGCUUUAAAAUUGAAUUGUAGAUUCGCGCAAGACUUAUCGUUUUCGAAAGAUUUGAGUGAGGCAGUUCAACUGUCAAAAUAGAAAAAUAGACUAAACUGCUUAGUUAGUAAGAAUUUCUUGAUUUAGUAUAUGAUAAUAGGAGUAAAGAUGAUACAAUACUACUUUCAAGAUUAAUAGCGAUGUUCUUUAUGAUGUUUUUUAACAUUGAACAUCAUUUGACCAUGGGAAGAUGAUCUUUGUUGGUAUAUUUUCGUAAUUUUCGGUGUGUUUAAAUAUUAUUCAUUAUAUUCGUUAUUUAAUUUCAUUUCUUAAUUAUUCUCAUAAACAUAUGUCAUAUUUUCAAGUAGUAUCGAUAAUAUGCAUAAACCAUCUGCAUUACCCAUGACAAGGCACUGGAUUCCCAUCAUAAACAAAUAUUUAAAAAAUUCAUCUACAGAUGAUGAACUAAUUAUUGUCAUGAAUACUAUUUCACCUGAUGUGUAUUUGAAAAGCAAUACUUUCAAUACUUUUCAAUUUUGAAGCGGUCUGAUUAGUCUGAUACAGUUAUAACUAUUAUCAUAUAGAUAUUGUAAUCAACUUCAACCAAGUUGCAAUUGAAAUAUGAUGAUGAUAAUUGCUAAUAAUUGUACUAAUAAUACCUAAUUCAUAGAUUGUAGUUGACUAUGGAAUAUUUUGUUAUACCGAAAUGUGCUUUCUAUAGUGCUAUGUUGCUGUAAGCAAUAUGUGAAUCUUGUUAUCCUCUCUAUUUCUAUUUUUUUUAAUUUAUAAUAUUUGAAAAAUUUCACUAUGUACUUAUUAUUCUAUUUAAUAUGAAAUAUUAUCUUCUUAAUUUUGGAUAUGUUGUGUAUUGUAUGAUAAGUUAAUGGCUUAUUUGCUUACAACUUAGAUUAUUGUGUUGAAAAUAUUCUGAUUCAUUCUCGAUUAAAGCUAUGGAAUCAGAACUCAAUAUCCAAUAAUAUAAGUUAAGAUCUAGUAGUAUAAGCUAAGAUCUCAGAGUAUAAGGUUUCGAUUUAUUUAUUCUGAAAAAAUGAAUUAUACCCAUUUAAUCGGCAUUUGCUAGUAGAAAUCGAGCUCUAAAAAUAUUUACUCGAAUAAAUUUAUAUCUAUCAUAUACUAAUAUUGUUAAUUAAAAUGAGUUUACUUCAUUUAGCAGUGAUGUCAUGUAACUGUCUUCACCAGUAUUAGGGGGAGCAAGAUUCACAGGUUUAGUAACUAUAUCAUGUGGAAUCCAGUUGCAUUAUAUUAUAUAUUACCUUUUUCAUCUAUUUUUGUGUUUUCUACUACUUCAUGCUCUAAACAUUUAAACAUUUCAUAAUCAUACGGUCGAGUUUUGUUGAACCAUUUAGUAGUAAAACUUAUCAAAACUUUGCUGCUGUGUUCGAUCUAGUUGUUUUUAGUAUCCUUUGCAAUCAAAUAUUCAAUUCAAUUCAAUUUCAUUUUUCAUGUUAUGCAUCGUAUAUAAUACAAUAUUAACACAAGUCAUAAACAUCAUAUCAUAAAUACAUUACAAAUGUUACUACAAUAUUUAUAUAAUAUAGUCUAAAUAAUUGAAAAAAAUAAGUUGAUAUCACAGAUGGAUUGAAGUUGAAUGAACCAAAAAACAGUGGAAUCAAAUACCUUUAUGAAGUAAUAGCUCAGUUUAUAAAUAGUUGCAUUUAUAAAGAAAAAUCUAAUCAUCAUUAUAAAAUUGGAUUUCUUGAUGUCAUGACUCAAGAAAGAGUUAUACAUUAUACAUAGCAAUAUUCAUCCUUCAUUUCAUGAUGUUGAAGAAUAUAUCGGAUGAUGGGAGGAGGUAACGGGGGAUGUUAUUGUUCUAACUUCAAAGAAUGACACAAUAGAACUUUUGAACCUGACGUGCUCAAAAGAAUUUGUGACAGGUAGUGACGGAAAAGAGGAAGAGGGAAGGUAUGAGAAGGAAAGAGCGAUGUUCAGGGUGUAUAAAUAUAGUCAAUGUAUAUAGACUGGUCGAGUUAGGGGUUGCAAGUGGCAACCAGUGGCAACAUUGCAGUGGCCUUGAGAAACCCAUUUUCGCUUGGUCAACUAUAGAAUAAUUGAUAAAGAGUGAUAUUGGUUGCAUUGAGUGGUGUUAAAUCGUUGAUUAGUUGGCAGCUAUCCAUUCUCAUCUAUACAGAGCUAAAAGCAUUAGUUCUAUAUAGCACUGGUUUCCAGAAACUCAUUCUCCCUAUUAUUAUUAUUUAUUCGUUCGAUCAUCUAUUGAAUUCACCUAUUUAUUGACUGAAUGUAUGGCAGAUAUGCAACUAGAUCGGGUUCUGUUGGUUUUGAUAAAUUUAAGCUACAUAAACGUAGAAACUGGAAAUUAGAUUAGUAGUUCAAAGUGUAGUUAUUAAUAUUUUUUAUGUGACACUUUCUUCCAUUUACAGUUUUGAUGUGUAACUUGUUAGGGUCUUGGAGGUUUUCAGCAUUAAGUGAUUUUCUACCAAUAUAUUUUGUCUUUCACAAUUGUAAACUGAGUGAUUAGAAGUGUAGAAUGAUAAGCAUAUGCCUUGGGAAUCACUGUCUGCUGAAACUCUUCAAUGUUACCAAUAAGAAUUGCAAUAAACUCAUUAAAUAUACGGUGAUAUACUUCGAUUGUUGAUCAUUAAAUAAAUGUCUUAGUCACUUAAGAAUACAAACACCAAUUAGAGAGAAAUAAAUAUUAAUCAUAUCAGUUCAACAAGACUUGACUAUCAUAUUCAUCUGAACAUGUGUGCACCUCAGAACCAGAGUAGCCCUUGUUUUAUUUCAGUAAUUCUACGACCAAGCACCAAGAAAAAAACUCAGCUAAUUGCUGCACAUAAAUUAGAUUCAAUGACCAUUAUUUUUGAACUGUCUUGUAUGUUAUUCAGAUUUGACUGCAACCAAAUUUGUGUAUUUACCAUCGUUUUCCUUAAAGAAAGAAGCGCGUAAAAAGCUGGAUUCGCACACAUCAGUGACAGUGAACAGUGAAAAUAUAAUUACAAUGAAUUGUAAUUGGUGUAAUUGAACUAUUCCCACUCAGCCCAGCCGAGUGAGUAUAAAUAAUGCCAUUAGAAUUUAUAUAAAUUAUAUGUUCACUGUCACUGUUGUAUGCGAAUCCAGAUUAAUACUUUUGAUAGUAACUUCCGAUUCAGAAUAAAUACUUAUUCUGAAACAAUGAUAACCUGAAAAUAAACUUGGGCCACUCUGGGUCUGCUUAAAGCAGAACUUGUUAACGUUGAUUCUCAAUCAUAAAUGUGUUUCCUGUUUCAUUUUGUUUUCAAAGAAAUAUUAAUGUCUGAGAAAGUUCAAAAUUUUCGCCCGUAAGGAAAAUAAAUGGCCUUAUAUUUGCAAUGGAUUAAAAAUAAUUGAUGUGUGUAAUACAUUUAAUGUGUCUGAUUAAAGGCGACUAGUCUAAAUUCAAUAAAUUGGCUUGUAUAUUUGAACAUGUGCACAGCAGCAUUGGUCGUUUGUUCUUCAAAGAACAAAUUUUUUUACUAAAUGUACAAACAUUUAUUGUAAAAUUCCUUUUGUUUUGUACUAUAGAUUAUAUAUCAUUUAAUUAUGUUUUGAUUACGUGUACAAAACCGAUCUGUUUUAUUAUGUAAACACAUUACACAGUUGAUGAUAUUUAUUAAAUGUUAGAGCAUUAUUUAAUA